Molecule: messenger RNA, 1018 nt
Organism: Humulus lupulus (European hop)
Lineage: Eukaryota; Viridiplantae; Streptophyta; Magnoliopsida; Rosales; Cannabaceae
Product: ATP-dependent Clp protease ATP-binding subunit CLPT1, chloroplastic
Exons: 6
Coding region: 169-888 (239 amino acids)
Source: RefSeq, a predicted model, not a curated record
UACACAACGGAACAGAUUACAGAAACUUGAAUAACUCUUCCACAUUGUUAAUCCGAACACACAGAAAGAGCGAGAUAUCCAUUUUUGCAAUCGAAGCAGCCCAACCAUUAAUAUAAAUAAAAUCCCGCCGAGAAAACCUUUCUAGGGUUUCUCGUAAUUGGGCUUGUUAUGGCGUCCCAUACUCUCUCAGCUAUCGUAGUAGUUCCAUCUUCAACCUCACAAACUUCUUCCUGGAAUCACUACAGAGCUUCUUGUCCGCUCCUCUCAUGGCGUUUGAGUCGGUUUUACCUAUCUACCUCCUUCGUUGGUCGCCAGCUCUCGAUUCGGCCCUCCAAUUUGAUGCAUUUGGCUACGAAGCAUCGGCCCGCCAUUGCCACAGUGCUCUUCAGCCUCCCAACUGCGAAACCAGAGAAGACUCCUCAGGAGAAAUCCCCAAAUUGGUCAUCGAGGGCGAUAAGGUCGUUUGCCAUGGCGGAGUUAGAAGCGAGAAAGCUCAAGUAUCCGAAUACUGGUACAGAAGCACUUCUGAUGGGGAUUUUGGUCGAGGGAACAAGUAUAUCUGCAAAGUUUCUAAGAGAAAAUGAAAUCACACUUUUCAAGGUGCGAGAAGAAACUGUAAGUUUACUUGGAAAAUCUGAUAUGUACUAUUUCAGUCCCGAGCAUCCUCCAUUGACUGAACCAGCUCAGAGAGCCCUUGACUGGGCCGUUGAUCAGAAACUAAGUUCAGGUGAAGAAGGGGAAAUAACAGUAACUCAUCUGCUUCUAGGGAUUUGGUCAGAAAAAGAGUCAGCUGGUCACAAAAUAUUGGCAUCCCUAGGUUUUGAUGAUGAGAAAGCCAAAGAACUUGGCAAAUCUAUGGACAAGGAUUGUAUUUUAAGCUUUAAAUAGGAGAUCAUAUAUAACCUCUUAAUUCUUAAAACAUGGUUAGUUUCUUUUGUAAACUUCUCUUGACACAGUCUCCAAAGGCCAUUUCUUCCAAGUGCUAUAUUUGUUAAUGAUGAAGUUACUUAAAUGGGUA